Messenger RNA from Bombus terrestris (buff-tailed bumblebee), 1227 nucleotides. RefSeq lists its product as uncharacterized. Bases 486 to 1103 code for a protein of 205 amino acids. The record is from RefSeq and is a predicted model, not a curated record. The transcript is spliced from 2 exons. Lineage: Eukaryota; Metazoa; Arthropoda; Insecta; Hymenoptera; Apidae.
AAUUUACUAGUAUGUAGUUUAUAAUAUCAAACAUAAUGUAAGCACCGAACUAUUGAAAUAGAGAGUGAUUGGCAUAGUUACAAAAAUAAAAUACAUAUAUCUAUAUAUAAUUUGCAUGAUACUAAAAUAAGUAUUUCAUCAGAAUUGAUGAAAGCAGACCAAAGUAGUGUAUGCAUUCUAUUUAGUCAAACCAUACUUUUAAAAUAUUAAGAUAUGAAAAUAAUAAAAAAUGUCAGAGAAUACUAAUAAUAACUAAAUAAAAGCAGAUUCAUUAGUACUUAGAUAAGACAAAUUUUGUUCAGUAUAAAUAAAAUUAGAAAAUUAUAAAUAUAUAAUAUUAAAUAUAUAAUAUUUUCUUUAGUAACAAUUAAAAUAGAUUUUAUAAUUAAGAGAAAUAUGUGAGUGAAGUUACAUACAGUGUCCAUUAAGUACAUUUGUAAUAAAAGACUGUACUCAGUUUACUGUCAAUCAGUUUGAAAGUGACCAUGGCAGUGACUGGACUAAGAACAGUUACUUGUUUCAUUUUUUAUUUUAUAGUAGUGAUAAAUGCCCGUAAGUGUUAUACACAAUCACAAUAUACGGAUGAUUCGGAUUACAAAGAUUUAGAAUUUUACGAAAAUAUGCCAGCCAAUUACAUUGGAAACUUUGACAAAGAUCAUCUGGAUAUGGUUCAGGAUGACUUUUACAUUUUGAGCAAUUUCGAAGACGCAAAUAUACAAAACAACGUUUACCCGCACAAAAAUGAUCUUCAGAUUCCGUUUGAAAAUAGUGACGAUUCUCUCAAGAAAAGAUCAUCAGUAGCACAAUUGGAGUGGUAUAAACCAGAGAAAGUGUAUCGAUACACGAAACAUCGGAUUCCUGGAUACGACUACGAAGAACUCGAUUAUAUGAUUACUAAAAAUUUUCAACAAUGUGAUGAAAGAUCCGUUUGGACCCAUUGCCUUUGUCAAUUUACUUGUACCGAACCGGAUAUGGUAGAUUGUUACACGCCAUGUAAAAGUGGAUGCGAAUGUAAGGAAGAAUACGUAUUUGACGAAAGAACGCAACAAUGUCUAUUACCGGAACAGUGUCUUCCAAAGGAAGACAAUUUUUAUAUCACAUAAUUUGUGUUAAAAUAUAGAAAAAGUGCAAUGCUUUGCUGUACCUUCAAUACACUUUAUGUGACACAAUGGAAUACUGAAUAUAUACUAAUUUGAAUAAAGUGAUGGAAAGGUUUGUAAAAUCGAA